Aedes albopictus (Asian tiger mosquito) is the source of this 1296-nucleotide messenger RNA. RefSeq lists its product as uncharacterized. The record is from RefSeq and is a predicted model, not a curated record. Bases 102 to 1070 code for a protein of 322 amino acids. The transcript is spliced from 2 exons. Gene Ontology annotation, molecular function: catalytic activity. Lineage: Eukaryota; Metazoa; Arthropoda; Insecta; Diptera; Culicidae.
GAAGAGUUCAAUCUUACCUAGUUUGGGUAGUGGCUACGGUUAGGAUAGCUCAGAUCAAUCUUCAGCAUAAAAGAACAGCAACGAUCAAUCUUUGCAGACUUAUGCAAAAUGGUACAGCCCAAGUGGCCUUGGUACAAGAACCUUACUUUCGUAAGGGAAAUUUCUAUCUAGGAAACCUUGUGAACCCGGUGUUUGCCACUUUCAGUAAACAUGAAAUGGCAAACUCGCGUGUCAUGCCUCAAGCCUAUGUGCUUGUCAACAACGCAAUAGUUGCUACACUUAUCUCUGAACUAACCACCAGAGAUGUAUGUGCUAUCACAAUUGAUGUAUCUGUUCGAAACCUCAACAGGAAAUACGUCUAUUGUUCUGUGUAUUUACCGCAUGAUGAACCAUCCCCUACGGAUGCUUUCAAACAAGUCAUCGCAUACUGUACUUCAAAAGGCCUUCCGCUAAUUGUUGGCAGUGAUGCUAAUGCUCACCAUAUCAUCUGGGGCAGCUCAGACAUUAACUUGAGAGGCUCCAGUUUGAUGGAGUACUUAAGUAGUACAGAUCUUGCAUUACUUAACAUAGGCAACCGCCCAACCUUCAUGGUAUCUGCUAGAGAGGAAGUGUUAGAUAUAACGCUUUACUCUAGCAGAAUUAGUCACGAGCUGACCAAUUGGCAUGUGUCAGAUGAAGAAUCUUUAUCUGACCAUCGCUAUAUCUUUUUUGAACAUUUAAAUGUUACUUCGCAAACAUUGCGUUUCAGGAAUCCUCGGUCAACAAACUGGGAUCUUUAUACUGAUUUGGUUGCAGCCAAAUUUCAUGGAUACUCACCAUCCAUUGACACUCCAAGUGAUUUAGAUAAUGCCGUUGAUACUACAACGACCUUCAUCAUGGAAGCUUUUGAAGAAGCAUGCCCUCUACGGUCUGUGAAGAUCACAAGAGGAACCCCUUGGUGGAACUCUGAUCUGGCGAAACUCAGGAAACAAUGUAGAAAGAGUUGGAACAGACGACGUUCGGCUGGUUCGGAGGCUUUCAGGAUCAUCACAUCCGUGAUGUUCAUCUGGCCAACGUGCCUCUUCAUGUGAACCAACAUGCCUACCAAUCUGGUAAGUCCACUGUGACUCUUCUACACAAGGUUGUUUACGAUAUCGAGAAAGCAUUCGCUCAAAAGCAAUCUUGUUUGGGUGUUUUCUUAGAUAUCGAGGGUGCCUUUGACAACGUGCCUUUCGAUGCCAUAUUGGAAGCCGCACGGAGUCAUGGUAUAUCUCCAAUGAUUUCCAAUUGGAUUCACCAAAUGCUCAAAAACCGAUA